This is a messenger RNA of Onychostoma macrolepis, 1337 nucleotides long. It is a transcript of the gene tuft1b, whose product is annotated as tuftelin 1b. Bases 309 to 1178 code for a protein of 289 amino acids. The transcript is spliced from 11 exons. The record is from RefSeq and is a predicted model, not a curated record. Gene Ontology annotation, cellular component: intracellular anatomical structure. Gene Ontology annotation, biological process: intracellular signal transduction. Lineage: Eukaryota; Metazoa; Chordata; Actinopteri; Cypriniformes; Cyprinidae.
CUGGACCGCUGGAGACUCAUCCCUGCCUUCUAUGGCAAAACCCAGCCUUCUCAUUAAAUGAGUCACCAGAACAAUACAUGCAGCAAGCACAGAGCAGAGUCUGCAUGUAUCUUCAGCAAGAAAUAUCGCAGCAGUCACUGCACAAACUGGAGUCACUGCUCAACUACAGAAUUGGAUUGCUGAGACUUCGUAGAAAAUCUUACAGCAGCUAUUGUAAGUGAAGUACCAAAUCCACACCGGACACAAUACUGAGCAGAGGAUCAAUUUUUGUAGACGACUGCAAAGAGAGAAAGCAGAAUCGGGUCAAGAUGUUGACUGACGAGGUUGCACAGGUGCAAGAGGUGAGAUACUGUCUGAAGACUUUGAGAGAGCAAAUGGCAGCCAGGCAAAACAAUAACAAGGUUCCAUCCAAUGGCUUUAAAGUUGACGUCCUUGUCAGCAAAGCCGAUGGCUCCAAUGGAUUUAUGAACGGCUCUCACUCUAAACAUCCGGGCCAGGAGGAUGAUGAAAACACUUUUGCCUUGAGAGAAGUCACUAAACAUCUGUACUCUCGUCUGCAAGAGAUGGAGAGGAGACACCAGGAGGAUAAAGAGAGACUACAGGCAGAAAACAUUGAAUAUCGGCGGCGGUUUCUAGAGGAGCAUAACUCUCACGUACAGAAGGCAGAAACCAAGGUGGAGGAACAGGGCAAAAAAGUGGAAGAGGUGCAGAAGCUUAUGCAUGGUUUGGAGCUGGAAAAUGCCACAUUACAAGAAAAAUUGGCUGCUAGCGAGGCUGAACUUGAGAAACUGCGAGGACUGAAGAAAACGGAUAGUGAGGACAGGUCUGAACAACUGAAAAAGGAGCUGGCAACUCUGAAGGAUAAGAACCAUAACUUAGAUGACAUGCUCAAAAGUCAACAAAGGAAAGUCAGGAACAUGAUCGAACAGGUGCAAAAUUCAAGAACAAUAAUGGAGCAAAGAGACCGGCUGAUUGGCGACCUCAAAGAGAGGGUGGCUUUCCUCGAAGCUGAGAAUAGAGAGUUUCAUGACCGGAUGGAGUUUUAUUUGGGCAACCAAGUGUCUAAUCCAUAUAACUCAGACACAGGGUCCAAAGUUGUCUACAGCAAACCUCUGAUGCCAACAAGCCCUGGAAACAAGUCUAUGCCAUUCAUUAAAGUGGUCGAGAUCAAGUCCUGAACAACAGAUGAAGGCAACUGGAAGUGAUGGAAGAGAGAGGGUAAUUGAGUGACAUACAGGUUGUAGAAGAAGUAACAAGCAUUCCUUCUCUCCCAACAUUUAUGCAACAUCUCUCUGUUUAGCACACGAGUAGCACUUGAUGUUCCUUUUUUUUUUUAA